This is a messenger RNA of Scaptodrosophila lebanonensis, 1791 nucleotides long. Its product is annotated as 1-aminocyclopropane-1-carboxylate oxidase-like. The transcript is spliced from 6 exons. The coding region runs from base 274 to 1482 and encodes 402 amino acids. Gene Ontology annotation, molecular function: dioxygenase activity. Lineage: Eukaryota; Metazoa; Arthropoda; Insecta; Diptera; Drosophilidae. The record is from RefSeq and is a predicted model, not a curated record.
GUGUUGGCGAAAAUGCUGUGAGGUGCAGACGCGUGGCUCUGUCUGAUCGCCGUUUACACUCGGUAGUCGUUGUUGCUGUCGUUAGCGUUUGUUUUGUUUUGCAGUAGUCGUCGAUUGGCAGUCGAAAGUGCAUUCGGUCGCGACUCCCGAUACCGUUACCCCCCUCCACCCAACUCGUGGCAGUGAGAAGUGUGAUAAGCGCGUCAAGUGCGACGAGUAAAUCAAAAUCCCAACCAAAGAACUGUAAACAAAGGCAAGACACACGCCAGCAAGAUGUUGAAAACAAAAUCAAACGACGACAAACUGGACACCCUCCUGUCUCGCAGCCUGGUGCCCAUCAUCGAUUUGGCGCAUUGUGGUACCGAGGAAGUGCCCGUCAGGUCGGUAGUGAAUCGUGUGGGUCUUCAGUUUCGGAAGGCGCUUUCAGAGAAGGGCAUGGCCUUGCUGGUUAACCAUGGCAUAUCGGACGAGAAGCUGAAAACCGCCUGGGAUCAUCUGGACGACUUUGUGAAUCUGUCGGCGGACGUUAAGCAACAUUAUAUACGCACCGACGGCGACAACCACGGCUAUGUGAGUCCCGGCAUUGAGCGCUUUGAUGGCAAGACGCCGGAACUGCGCCAUGCCUUCAACAUUUGCACACUCAAUGCGAAAAAUUUGCCGGAGGAGCCGCUGCCGGGCUUUGCCGAUCAUAUAUCCACGCUGGCCAACGACUUCAAGGCGCUCGCCAGCUUCAUACUCCAGGCCAUCGCCAUCUCACUAGACAUACCCCACACAUUCUUCCUCGAAAAGCACUCACACAUGUUGUCCGGCGACCACGACAACAUGACCACCCUGCGCAUGCUCUACUAUCCACCCGUGGUGGACGACGAACCCGGCCAGAACGACUUCGUCAAGGGUCGUUGCCAAUAUAGCUACCAGCGCUGCGUCUCGGACAUGCCAGACUUUCGUCCCGAACAGAAUGCUCGCGACGAGUACAGCGAGCUCGAUGGCAAGGGCAACGACGGCGAGCUAUCCGAGCACAAGCUGGCCAAUGGCGCCAUCAUACGCUGUGGCGCCCAUGUGGACUAUGGCACAUUUACUCUCCUAGCGCAGGACUCGGAAGGCGGCCUGGAGGUGAAACUGCCGGGCAGCGAGAAAUGGCAUCGUGUGGGUCAUCUGCCCGGCGCCAUACUGGUUAACUGUGGCGAAAUAUUGUCGAUAUGGACACAGGAACGCUACCCCGCCUUGCAACAUCGCGUUGUUGUGCCCGAACAGGAGCACAUUAGAGCUCGCGGUCGUCACUCUAUAGCGUUUUUCUGUCAUCCGGAUAAUAUAACGAUGAUAUCACCCAAUGAUCUGCCCCAGAACGAUACGGCUCAGAACUCGACGUGUCUGAAGCAGCGCAAGAAGUCCUUCAAGGUAGCGAAGGAAAAAGUCUACAAUGCAUAUCAGAUAAUUCAGAAAAAGUUCAGAGACACGUACAGCAACAACAACAAUCAAUAACAAUGCUCCAGCCGCGUUUGUUUGCCAACGCCAUUCACGCCAUUCACGCCCUUCACCCCCUCGACCAUUACUAUAUAAUGGCGACACGCUGCGGCUGCGGGAAAUCAAAUCAAAUAAAAUACAAGAAAAGAAAAGAAAAGGAAACACAUCGGAUGUUUUGAACUUUUUAUUUUAGUUACUUCAUACGAUUGUAAUUGCUUCAUUUCGUCUUUAGUUCAUACGCAUACUGACUAACAUAUGUUUGUAUAAUAUAUAAUAAAUAUAUAAUAUAUAUAUAUAUAUAUAAUGUAAUUUCCACAGAUAAACGCA